Orbicella faveolata is the source of this 26106-nucleotide messenger RNA. RefSeq lists its product as uncharacterized. NCBI's taxonomy places the organism in Eukaryota, Metazoa, Cnidaria, Anthozoa, Scleractinia, Merulinidae. Gene Ontology annotation, molecular function: chitin binding; protein binding. The record is from RefSeq and is a predicted model, not a curated record. Gene Ontology annotation, cellular component: extracellular region.
GGCCAUAAUUUUGCAUAAUUAACUUUAUGAACUUCGAAUUCACUUUUUAUUACUUUCCAUACGUCUUUUCAACUUUGGAGGAUUUUUGCGGACUGAAAAGUGAACGGAUGUUUCUGAGAAGGCAAAAUGAAGUCGUGUGGAUGAUAAAAAACCCUGCACUUUCUUGAACAGAGCUUUGUGAUUGUGGUAUUGAGCUUUGCGGAAAAAUUUUGACAUCAGCCAACACGACCUUCACCUGAAAGAAAUCGUGCAUUGCAUAAGAUCGCAUGAAGCCUUCAACACGUCGUUCUAGAGGAAAGGAAUUGUAAAUAUUAGAAUCUUUAUGGCUUUCAUGUCAUUUCAUAUGUGGUCAUAUCUUAUCAUUUUGGCGGCCUUUCUCUGCUGGACAGAAGUUACUAUUGCCAGUGAUCCUUGUGAUUGCUCGGUUUGCGGGUCUACUUGUGGCGGGAGUUUGAGCUGCGAUCCCGGCAAAUUUCUUGUAGUGAAUGGAAGCGAAUUCGGCUGCUUCCAAUGUCCAAGUGGCUCUUUCUGUCCAGGUGGCCGAAACAAUUCUCAGCCUUGCCCAGAAGGUUUCUAUAAUGAUAACCCAGGACAGUCAGAUAUAGGAGCAUGCCAGGAAUGUCCUGCUGGAUUUUUUUGUCCAGAUAGAGGUCAACCACCUAAACCUUGUGAAUCUGGUUUCUAUAGCAACAGUACAGGACAAACACAAUGUACCAUUUGUCCAGAAGGUUUCCAAUGUGAAAACCUUGCAUCAAAACCCAUAGCAUGUCCACAGGGUUUUUACAGUGCUGAGGGUAAUGCAACAUGUACAAUAUGCCCAGAGGGGUAUGAAUGUCCAAAUGGUACACCGCCCAGGGUGUGUCCCACUGGACAGUUUGCACCCAUCCGUUCCACAGCAUGCCAAGCUUGUUCUGCAGGUCAUCGAUGCCCUCGUCAAGGAAUGUCUGCCCCUGAGGGCUGUCCGGAAGGACAGUACACAAACCAGACCUCACAAGUGGGAUGUAACACUUGUGAAGCUGGGCAGGAAUGCCCAAAUGGUGAUCGAUCUGUGCCAUGCCCAGCUGGUUAUUUUAGUAAAUAUGGAGAGUCCAACUGUACGUCCUGUGAAUCAGGAGAGUACAGCAGCAAUGGUUCAUCUGUGUGUUUGCCGUGUCCUGCUGGAAAACAAUGUGUGGACCCUGGUCUUGAGCCAGUGGAUUGUACUAAUGGAACUUUUUCAGGCCCAGGAGAAAGUGUUUGUAAGCUGUGUCCACAAGGUUACCAGACCACACCAAGUCGAAUGUCUUGUGUGCCAUGUGCAAAAGGCUUCUACUGCCCUGAUCCAAGUAAUCCGCCAGUGCCAUGUCCUGCUGGCAUGUACUCUUUGGGAGGUAGAUUUGAAAACUGUACAGCAUGCCCAGCUGGAAGUGCAUGCCCUGAUCCUGCUGGUGCACCUGUGGCUUGUACUGGAGCAACGUAUGCUGAGGCACUGUCCACAACAUGCAAGACUUGCCCUGCUGGUUACAGCUGCCCAGAGAACAAGAGAACUGAAAUAUGUCCAUUUGAUGACUCUCUGGGAUACUUUUAUAGUACUGACUCAAUGGUAUCAUGUGCGCAGUGCCCCAAUGCAAGCUCAGGACAGAUUUGUGAAUCUCGAUACAAGUUACCCAUCAACUGUAAUGCUGGAGAACUGCCCAGUCAGAAUGGGACUGUCUGUAUAAGAUGUCGGCCAGGUUACUACUGCCGCACACCCCAAGAGGGAGAGGUAGCCUGUAAAGUGGGACAGUGGUCACUGGGUGGAGCAACAGAAUGUAAUGACUGUCUAGAAGGCUAUGCUUGUGCAAAUAGUGGAUCGUUACCUCAGCCUUGUGAUCUGGGACAUUACACAAAUGUCAGGAACUCACUCACUUGUAAUCAGUGCCAGGCUGGGUUUAAAUGUUCAACAACCUCCGGUAAACGUGUGGCUUGCACGGCAGGUACAUAUAGUGAUGUAGCAGCUACAAACUGCACAACUUGUCCCCCUGGUUUUGCAUGUCCAAACACAUCAGACUCCACUGCCCAGUACACAUGCCCUCUAGGGACGUACUCUGUUGGUGGUAAAACUCAGUGCACACCGUGUCCAGUUGGAAAGUUUUGUCCCCACAAUGACAAAGACAUUGAACUUGAUUGUGAACCUGGCUAUUUCUCGACGGGAGGGAAGAAAGAUUGUGAUCCAUGCCCUCCAGGAUACAAAUGCCCUAAUGCAGAUGGCAGCACCAACCAAGCUUGCGGUGAUGGUGAAUAUGCAAUAGGAGGUGCAGCAUCGUGCACAGAAUGCCCUAAAGGCUAUGCCUGUCCAAACACAACCACUGAUUACAUGAUCAAGUGUGAGCCUGGCUUUUAUGCAACUAGAAAGAAGACAGUAUGCACAGCUUGUAAACCAGGAUUCUAUUGUCCUUAUACAGAUGCCAGGCAAGAAAUUCCUUGUGACCUUGGUUAUUACUCAACUGGAAAUGCGUCAUCUUGUGAAAUGUGCCCCCCUGGUUAUGAGUGUCCAUUUCAAGAUCAGGCUGUCAGGAAUCUGUGUCCAAAUGGAACAUAUUCAUUAGGGGCUCAGAUCAAGUGUACCCUCUGCCUCCCAGGCAGCAAGUGCCCAUCCAUCACAGAGGGGCCCACUAUUUGCCCACCAGGAUACUUUAGUGAGAGAAAUGCAGAAGACUGCAAGUUGUGUGAGGCUGGCAACCAAUGCGCUGAUCCAGCAUCUCCUGAGCCAUGUCCUCCAGGGUAUUAUUCCAACGUUGGCUGGAUACAAUGUUUACCUUGCAAAAGGGGAUUUAGAUGUAAAGAAGGGUCAACCACUGAUAGCCCACCUGAAGAUGUGUGCCUACAAGGUGGCUGGUGUGAUGGCCGAACAUUUUUCCCAUGCCCACCAGGAACAUAUAACGGUUUUAAUGGGUCCCAAUCUCAGGAAGCCUGCAAGGCAUGCCCUAUGGGUUACUAUUGUCAAGAGAGUGGCACAGUCAGUUUUGACACAUUUGUUUGUCCAGCAGGCCAUUACUGCCCCACUGGAACAAAAUUCCCUAAUCAAUUCCCUUGUCCUGCUGGCACAUACAACCCAGAUGUUAACCAGACGGCUAGAGCUGUAGCUUGUUUGCCUUGCACUCCUGGAAACUACUGCGAGGCUGGUUCAACUCAACCCACUUUGUGUCCUCCCGGGUACUAUUGUCCCAGCGGCACUGGUUCAAGGACACAAUUUGCUUGUCAUGCUGGAUUUUACAAUGAUGUCUUUGGACUGACAAAUUACACAGAGUGUAAAGCGUGCCCUCCUGGGUCAUACUGUCCUGAUGGUUCUUUGACUGAACCUACAGUUACACCUAUUCCAUGCCCACCAGGUACGUACAAUCCAGAUUGGAAUGUGGGCCACCUGCUAAACUGUAUUCCAUGCACCGCAGGUUACUUUUGUCCUCAGGCAGGGCAGGUCAAUGCCACAUUAUUCUGUUAUGAAGGCUAUUACUGUCCAAAUGGCACAGUGGCUGGUCAUCAGUUUCCAUGUCCUCCAGGAACGUUUGGGGACAAAGCAGGUCUGACUGUUGCAGAGGAAUGUCUGAUCUGCCCACAAGGAAAGUCAUGCGGCUGGGGUACUGGCCUAAACAACAACAACACUUGGCAAGUUUGUCGCCAAGGACACUUCUGUCCAGCAGGGACAGGAGCACCGACAAAGUUUCCUUGCCCUCCUGGAACUUACUCAAAUAGUUCUGACUUGUUUGAUGCCUCCCAGUGUGACAUUUGUCCUGAAAGAAAGUACUGUCCAGGUGGAGAACCAGAACCCAGAGGCGACUGUCCUCCAGGGUAUUACUGUCCAAGUGGCACUCGUGUGGCAGAGCAGUUUCCAUGUCCUAAUGGCACAUACAAUCCUGAUUAUGCUAAAGCCAGAGUUGAUGAAUGUCUUAACUGCACUCAGGGCCAUUUCUGUGAAAAGGCAACAGUUCAACCUAUGCAGUGUUCCAUAGGAACCUACAUGCCUUUUGGUUUCAAUGCGACAAGUGGUGAGGUUGUUGGAAUUCCCGCUAAAGGUAAAGGUGACUGCCUUCCCUGUCUCGCAGGACACUUUUGUCUCAAUGGCACUGUCACACCAGAACCUUGUGGCAAGGGGAAAUACACAAAUCCUGGGCAGUCAGUGUGCCAGACAUGCUUGGCUGGGCGGUAUUGCGACAGUGAGACCACAACCGAAGCAGAGAUGAAUGCCACCAAACUGUGUCCUGCUGGUCUGUACUGUCAGGCAGGAUUGUCAAAUGUCAGUGAAGCAACUGAUUGCAGAAAGGCACACUAUUGUCCAGAAGGUCACCCCGUAGAAAUUCCAUGUCCUGUUGGUACAUUCAACCCAAACACCAAUGGAAAGAGUGUAUAUGACUGUGCAAUGUGUACGGCUGGAAAAUACUGUCUUGAACAAUCCAUCAUUGAGACCGGUGACUGUGAUCAAGGCUUCUACUGCCCAACAAACAUCACAGAUGGAGUCUCAAGCUUGCGUAUUGGCUCCUAUGGACCAAUACAGGAACCUUGCCCCAAGGGAACAUUCCUCAAUGAGACAGGAGGGCGGUUUGUUGAGGAUUGUAAAGAGUGCAUUAUAGGAAAUUAUUGUCCAAUCGGAUCUAAGACACCCACUGUUUGUACAACUGGUCACUACUGUCCACCUGGGUCAGGCGACCCUCAACCGUGUCCUCUGGGAACAUUCAAUAAUGGCAGCGGGGCUUAUUACCUUGAGAACUGUACUGCAUGUACACCUGGCUGGUACUGUGAUGCACAGGGUCUGUCCAUUCCAAGAGCCCAGUGUGACCCUGGCUAUGUAUGUUAUGGUGGAGCGUACACUGGAACACCCAAUGAUGGCAUUACAGGGAGACCAUGUCCCCAAGGGACAUUUUGUGUGGCAGGUUCCUUUGAAUUUGAUUCUUGUCGUAUUGGAACAUACAGUAAGAGCACUGGUGGAACAAGUGACCAGGAUUGUCAGUUGUGUGAUCCUGGCUACUAUUGUUCAAAGCAGCAGCUUACAGCCCCGGAAGGAGCAUGCGAUGCUGGGUAUUACUGUCCAGAGGGAUCCAUCCUACCCAAUCAGACAAUUACCCCUGCUGGGCACUUCACUCCAGUGGGAUCUUCAGAGCCACAGCCUUGUUUACCUGGGACAUAUCAACCACAUCAGAAGCAAAGUCGCUGUCUCCCAUGUGAACCAGGAUUUUACUGCGAUACAAAGAACAUGACCAGUGGUAAAGAGUGUGAACGUGGAUUUUACUGUCCACCUGGUACAGACAGACAAUUUGCAUGUCCAGAGGGAACAUUUAACAACCACACUCGUCAGGUGUACAACUCAAGCUGUUUAGGAUGUCCUCCCGGCCAAUACUGUAAUCCAACUGCACAGAGUGUUCCCACAGGGCCUUGUGAUGCAGGCUACAUUUGUUUCUACAAUGCAACAAGACCAACACCAACAUUUGAGCUUGGUGUUUUGGAAUGGGGCCGGCUGUGCUCUGCAGGAUCUUUCUGUCCUAGUGGGACCACACAUGAAAUAGAGUGCCCAGAAGGAACAUACCGCAAAGUAACUGGUGGCCAGGCUGAAGAUGACUGUACACUUUGUGAUCUUGGCCAUUACUGCAAUGGUACAGGACGAACUGAGGUUUCUGGCCCCUGUGCUCCUGGUUAUUUUUGUUCAGGGGGAGCUAAAAUACCAAAACCCAACAAUGAUUCCACUGGUGGGAUUUGCCCAAGAGGGAGCUUUUGUGAAGCUGGGAAGCAACCAGAAAAAUGUGCACCAGGUUUUCAUGCUGAUGUUGAGGGUCUAGCUACAUGUAAAGAGUGUAGUGCUGGUACUGAGUGCCUUAGAGGAACAAUCUACCCUCCACCUUGCCCUCAAGGGUACUACUGCCUCAGAGGCUCUGAAAACAGUGGUGCAAAACAGGCUUGCCCUAAAGGCACUUUUGGUAAUAGGACAGGGCUUACCACACAGAGUGAGUGUUCGUACUGUUUGGAGGGACACUAUUGUGGGACUGCUGCCUUAACAAAUGUGACUGGUCCAUGCAAUGCAGGCUACUUCUGCUUGAAAGGUGCCGAGGUAUCAACACCACCUGAUGACAGUCGUACUCCAAAAUGGUUUGGUGAAUGCCCGGAAGGAGGCUUUUACUGUGAGAGAGGAGUUUCUCAGCCUACACCUUGUCCACCUGGAACGUUUGCACCUGGUAAUGUCGGCAGAUUAGAAUCAAAGGAUGAUUGCACCCAGUGCACUGCUGGUUCUUAUUGUGAGCUUGGAGAUCAAGAUGUCGUAACUGGUCCAUGUGAUGCAGGCUACUUCUGUCUUGAGGGUUCCCACACGGCAAGACCUAAUGCAUCUUAUGGUGGUAUCUGUCCUCCUGGAUUUCACUGUCCUGCAGGCUCUUCUUGGCCUGAGCCAUGUGAUCCAGGGACAUAUAACAAUGCAAGUGGUCAGGGGUCAUGCCAGGACUGCCCAAGAGGUUUUUAUUGCAGUGGUAACAGUACAACUCCUUUGGAGUGCCCUGCAGGCUUUUAUUGUCCACGAAAUACACGCUAUGCUACUGAUAACCCUUGUGAUGCAGGAACAUUCAACAACUUGACAGGAAUGUCUGCUGUCAGUGCAUGUGUGCAAUGCACAGCCGGUUUUUAUUGUGAUAGACAAGGACUUUCAAAUGUGACUGGACCCUGUGAUCCCGGAUACUUUUGUAGUGGAGGUACAACUGCAGCAAGACCUGUCACCAAAGGUGGAAAGUGUCUCAAUGGAACCUACUGUCCAGAGGGAAGCUCACAACCACUUCUGUGCCCAGCUAGAAAGUAUUGUGGAAGUGAAGCUCUAUCAGCACCAUCUGAUGAUUGUGCUGCUGGUUAUUACUGUAUUGGAGGCUCAAGUACACCCAGACCCAAAGACAACAUCACUGGAAGCGAGUGCCCAGCAGGUGCUUACUGCAUAGCUGGAAGCUCCACAUUUGUACGCUGUCCAGAGGGUACCUAUUCAAAUGCCACCCGAAAUGAGAGGGUAGAAGACUGUGCUAACUGCACAAGUGGUUAUUAUUGUGAAGGAGUGGGAAAUACAGAGCCGACAGACAAGUGCGAUGCUGGGUAUUACUGUCCUCCUGGACAGAAAGUUAAAGAUCCAAAUGGAUUUGAGUGUACCCAAGGUCACUUCUGUCCAAGAGGUUCAAAAGUUCCUCAGCGAUGUGAGUCCGGAUUUUACCAGGAAGAUAUAAAUCAGGCAACCUGUAAGGUGUGCCCAGAGGGAUUUUACUGUGACAACCGCUAUGCCCCGGUUGUUUUCUACCAAAACAGUACUUGUCCUCCAGGGCAUUAUUGUCCUAAUAGAACAACUUUUGCAUAUGAAUUCCCCUGUCCACUGGGGACGUUCAGCAAUGCAUCUGGUCUCUCUCACAUCACCGAAUGCAGUCCCUGUCCUGGCGGUUACUACUGCGAUGAACUUGGGCAGACCACAUUCACCAAGCAAUGUGAUGGAGGGUAUUUCUGCCGAAGUGGUGCAUCUGUGUCUACUCCAGAAGGUUUCUCGGAAAAUGCAACAUUAUGUCCCCCAGGCACAUUCAACUACUCAGAUGCAGGUCCUUGUCCUGCUGGGUUCUACUGCCCUGUUGGUACAGCAGAACCUGAGAAGUGCCCUCCAGGCACCUUUAGUAAUGAGACCAAACUGUCGUCAGUUGAACAGUGCCAAAACUGCACAGCUGGAAAGUAUUGUGGAGAGUUCAACUUGGUGAAGCCUUCAGGACUCUGUAGAGAGGGAUAUUACUGUCCUUCAGGAGCGUCAAGAGCUGACUGGAUUGAAUGCCCUGCUGGUGCCUAUUGCGUUAAUGGGACUUUUGAACCUGAACUGUGUCCCAAUGGGACUUUUAGAAACAUCACUAAAGGGAUGUCCAUUGAUGAUUGCUUUAACUGCACUCCUGGGUAUUACUGCCAAGGCGUUGGAUUGACAAAAGUAACUGGUCCCUGUGCAGAAAGGUACUACUGUCCAGGUGGCAACCGUGUGAAAGAUCCACAUCAAUAUUUCUGCACAGUGGGACAUUUUUGUCCAGGAGGGACAUCUGAACCCAUCCCAUGUCAAAAUAACAGCUUUGCCAAAACCACGCAUGCUGAGGAAUGUUCUUUGUGUCCAGCUGGAUUUUUCUGCAAAAUAGCUGGUGUUCCACAGAACUGUACAAAAGGCUACUAUUGUCCUUAUGGCACUGGCAUUGACUUGAAAGCAUGCCCCAGGGGGACAUAUGGUGAUCAGGAGGGAUUAGAGAAAGUCUCGCAGUGUAAGGCAUGUGAUCCAGGAAAGUACUGUGCGUAUGAACAUGCAACUAACUACACAGGUGACUGUGCACCAGGCCAUUGGUGUGCUUAUGGUCUUGAUAGGGCGGAUCCAAUCGGAGAUAACAUAACAGCAUACAAUGCAAGUAGCAAUGAUUCGUGUCCACACUAUGAUGGCAGGGAAACAGGUUAUGGAGGCAUAUGUCCAAUUGCACAUCAUUGUCCUGGAGGAUCAAAAGCACCACUACCCUGUCCUCCAGGGACCUAUGGCCCCCUCCCAAAGCUUGAAGAGUGUCCACCCUGUGUAGAAGGUUAUUACUGCCCAGGAAAUAACUCAGAAUAUGAAUCACGUCCAUGUCCACAAGGUUAUGUCUGUCCUAAUGGAACAUCAGAGCCUAACCAAUUCCCAUGUCCACCUGGAACAUAUAAUAACAGGACGAGACGCACAAGAAUUGAGGACUGUGUCAGUUGCAGGCCUGGCAUGUAUUGCCCAGUUGAAGGAAUGCCACAACCUAAUCUUUAUUGUGCUGCUGGCUACUUCUGUCGACGUAAUGCAACCAGUGCUACCCCUGAUCAAGGUGACGAUGCCAAUAUCUGUCCUGUUGGUCAUUAUUGUCCUGAAGGAACUGGUGAACCAGUGAACUGCCCUCUUGGAACAUUUGGAAAUGACACAGCAUACAAAGAUGUCAGUGAAUGUUGGAACUGUACAGCUGGUUUCCAUUGCUCUCAGCCUGGACGAGAUUCUCCAGUUGGACAAUGUGACCCAGGCUAUUACUGUCCAUCUGGUGCAUCUAGCUCACAAGAAGUCCCAUGUGACCCAGGGACAUACUGUGUGGGACAGAAUGAAGAACCAGAAUUGUGUCCCAUUGGGACAUUCCAGCCUAACUACACUAGAAUGCAUAUCAGUGACUGUAUUAAUUGUACUGCUGGUUUUUACUGCUCCACACCUGGUCAAGCUGAUUACACUAAUCCCUGUAAAAAUGGUUCAUAUUGCCCAACUGGCUCAUCCAUACCAGACCCAGUUGAAUGUCCCAUUGGGUUUCAGUGCCCCAGUGGUAGUGCCAUACCCAAACCAUGUCCUGCAGGAACAUUCACCAACUCUUCAGGGAGGGACAGCUGUGACCCUUGUCCUGAUGGCUUCUAUUGCUUCCCUCUGGAGCUCGCAAGAAAUGAAUCCAUUGGAUACCAUAUCUGUCCAAGAGGGUACUACUGUCCUGAGGGGACUGGUCUUGAUUGGCGUUCAUGCCCAGCAGGUACCUACAGUGAUCGUCUUGGCUUGUACAGUGAGAAGCAAUGCAAGGACUGUGAUGCUGGAAAGUUCUGUGAUGGAAGAAACCUGACAUCUCCAACAGAUUUUUGUGCAGCUGGCUAUUUCUGCACAAUAGGUGUUUCUGUUGACAAACCUUACAUUGAUGGCUACAAUGUUACCAAUAGUUCAUGCCCCAACCCUACGUUCCUCGGCCAGUACACUGGCAUUGGUGACAUCUGUCCCCCAGGAACAUUCUGUAUUGAAGGAUCCAAUGUGCCUGAGGACUGUGCAGCAGGAACAUACAAUGAUGAGUAUGGUCAGGAAGAAUGCAAGGCUUGCCCAGCUGGUUACUACUGUCUGCAAAAGACAGUCACAUUUAUCAAUAACACGUGUCCAAGUGGUCAUUACUGUCCAGUCAAUACCACUCAGCCUUAUCAGUACCAAUGCCCACCAGGCAGCUUUAACAACUUGACUGGGCAGAAGACAGAGGCAUCCUGCCUUCCAUGUCCAAAAGGUAGCUACUGUGAAGGUUCUGGGAAUUCCUGGCCAACAGGUCUGUGUAGCCCCGGUUGGUAUUGCAAUGGAAGUGCAACAUCUAAUAUGACGACCACACAUGGCGGGAAAUGUCAACCUGGUUACUAUUGUCCUGAAGGGUCUGGGUAUCCAAGGGAAUGUGAUGGAGGGAAAUUUUGCGAUGUUGCAGGCCUUAGUGAACCUAAAGGCAACUGUAGUGCAGGCUACUUCUGCAAGUUGAAGGCAAGCAGCUCAACUCCAACCGAUAGCACUGGAGGUAAAUGUCCUUCAGGGAAUUAUUGCCCAGAAGGGUCCAUGGAUCCCAUUGCUUGUGAUCCGGGGACUUACUAUGGUGGUAUUGAAGCAACAAACAUGAGUGCUUGUGUGCCAUGUACUCUUGGAAAGUUCUGUAAUACAUCUGGUCUCUCUGCUCCUGAUGGGGUGUGUUCAGCUGGUUAUUAUUGCCCGGGUGGGCAGUCGGUUGGCACGCCAUCCUUGUACGGUUGCCCACUUGGACAUAAAUGCACUGAAGGUACUGACAGUCCUACAAAGUGUGAGUCUGGAAACUACCAGGAUGAACCACUACAAGACACUUGCAAAGAAUGCCCAGCACGUUACUACUGUAAUGCUACAUUUGGUGGAGUAGAGAACUAUAACUUGUACUUAUGUCCUGAGGGUUUUUAUUGUCCUAAUGGCACCAGAUUUGCAGAGGAAUUCCCCUGUGGAAAUGGCACUUUCAACAACUUAACAGGCCGUGCAAGUCAGAGUGAAUGUACACCAUGUCUUCCACGUUACUAUUGUGGAGAGCCAGGUUUAACUCAUCCACGGACUUUAUGCAGCUCUGGGUACUUUUGCAAGACAGGGGCCAAGUCUGCUACACCUGAUCAAGGAAGUGAUGCAAAUAUUUGUCCACGAGGAAGUUAUUGUUUGGAAGGAACAGAUGAACCAGAACCCUGUCCAGCUGGAACGUUUAGUAAUGAUUUGGGAUUGCAUAACGUCAGCCAAUGUACACCAUGUACAGAAGGAUACUUUUGUAACUCUAGUGGAAAGACAAGCGAAACAGGGCAAUGUCAAGAAGGCUAUUUCUGUGUCCAAGGUUCAGUCAGUGAGAAUCCAGAAGUCUGUCCUGCUGGAAAAUACUGUCCAACUGGCACCCAUGUUCCCAAGUCCUGUCCAGCUGGAACCUUUUCUAAUGCUACUGGCCUGUGGAAAAAAGAACAAUGUACAAAUUGUACUGCUGGGUCAUACUGUUUUGAGCAAGGAAGAACCUACCCCACCGGACCAUGCAGAGAAGGUUACUUUUGUCCCACUGGGUCCUCAGUAGAUAAUGCUGAGCCAUGCCCUAUUGGUUUACAUUGCCCCACAGGAAGUGCCACUCCUAAAGACUGUCGUUCAGGAACAUUUACCAAUGCCACAGCCCAGGCGUCCUGCCAAGAUUGUCCUCCAGGGUACUACUGCGUGCCAGAGAAUGUGACUGCAGGAAAUCCAAAGUCAGGCUAUCGAGUCUGUCCAAGGGGUUAUUAUUGUCCUGCUAGAACUGGUUUGGAUUGGAAGCCAUGUCCCCGUGGAACCUUCAGUAACAGAACAACCUUAAGCUUGGUGACCCAGUGUGAGGAUUGCCCAGGAGGCAAAUAUUGUGGCGAGCUUCAUGCUGUUGAGCCAAGUGGUGACUGCUAUGGUGGCUUCUACUGCGAGUCAGGUGUUGACAAGCCAGAUCCUGUUAACUCAGUGAAUGGAACAUCGCUGCUUGGUAACUGCUCAAUUUUAGGAUUGCAUACAGGUUUUGGUGGUGUAUGUCCAAAAGGCCAUUUCUGUCGUGCAGGAUACACUCUUCCUGAGGGGUGUCCUGAUGGGAGUUAUCAAGAUGAAGAAGGCCAGACGUACUGUAAAUCAUGCCCAGCUGGAUAUGUCUGUCUUGCCAAGGCGACCACUUUCAAUGACACUGUCUGUCCGUCUGGGAGGUAUUGUCCAGUGAAUACAAGUAAUCCAAUUCUUUGUGAUGAAGGCACAUUUAAUGAAUUAACCGGACAGGAAGAGGAAACCAACUGCAUUCUUUGCACUGCUGGGAAGUACUGUGAAGGCUCUGGCUUAAGUAAACCAACUGCAGAUUGCUAUGGUGGGUGGUUCUGUAAGAAUGGAUCCACAAAGCCAACACCUGAUGGAGCUCGCUGUCCAGUGUCGCAUUAUUGUCCCAAUGGAUCAGCACUGCCACAAGUUUGUGAUCCAGGAAAGUACUGUUCACGUCCAGAGCUGUCUGAACCAGAAUUUGACUGUGAAGCGGGCUAUUACUGCACAUCUGGAGCAAAGGAAGCUAAUCCCACAGAUGGAGUGACAGGAAACAUAUGUCCUAAUGGGACUUUCUGCCCAAGAGGAAGCGAUGCACCUGAGAAUUGUCCUGUUGGAACAUUCUUAAACAGCACAGGGAACAGGAAUGUGACUGACUGUAUAGAGUGUACUCCAGGGUGGUACUGUGGUGGAAGUGGGCUGCCUGUUCCCACAGACCUGUGUGCACCAGGUUACUAUUGCACUGGCGGAGCAAAAGAUGCCAAUCAACAUGAGUGUCCUCGUGGAUACAAAUGCCCAGAAGGCAGUCCAAAUCCUGUGCCAUGUGAUGCAGGACAGUACCAAAAUGAGACAGCACAGGCGACUUGUAGAAUCUGUCCACCUGGUUUCUACUGUAAUGAUACUUAUGGCCCAGUCAUCUCAUAUGGACAGUUCCUCUGCAUAGAGGGUCAUUACUGUCCUGAAGGUACAAGGUAUGCUGAGGAGUUCAAGUGUCCUCCUGGGACCUUCAACAACAGGACAGGCAUGGAUGACAAGUCAGAUUGUAGGACAUGUACUGGUGGCAUGGUCUGUGAUGAAUGGGGCCUUGUGACACCAUACAAGUUAUGUGGUGCUGGAUACUUUUGCCGGGAAGGUGCCAACAGUACAACACCGAACCUUGGGGAGAAGGCAGACAUUUGUCCUGCUGGUUACUACUGCCCGCAAGGUGUUGACAAACCCAUUGAUUGUCCAGCUGGUACAUACAGUCCAGCAACGGGUCUUCAGGCAGAGCAUGAAUGCUUGAAUUGUACUGGUGGAGACUUCUGCAAUGAAACUGCCAGGACAUCAACAGCUGGACCUUGCAAACCCCGGUACUAUUGUCCACCUCGUUCAACAAGUGAUGAACAAUAUCUAUGCAUAGAAGGCCGCUAUUGUACUUUGGGAACUUCCAUACCUUUCCCCUGUCCAUCAGGAACCUAUUCAAAUGGUACUGGGCUAGAAAAGCCAGAAGAUUGUAUCGCCUGCAGACCAGGAUAUUAUUGUGACAGUGUGGGACUCAUUGAGCCAAAGGGCCAAUGCGACGAGGGCUACUAUUGCCCCGAGGGUCAAAAUGUCAGCAAUCCAGUCCCUUGUCCAGUUGGUCAGCACUGUCCCAAAGGAAGUGCUGAGCCACAGGACUGUCCAGCAGGGAGAGUUGCUGAAAGUUCAGCAUCAGCUGAUUGUGCUGUGUGCCCUGAAGGCUAUUACUGUCUGCCAGAACUUGUUAUUCCAGGUGUUCAAAGUUCUACAAAGCAUGACUGUCCAGAGGGUUACUACUGUCCAAAUGGUACAGGUGCAGACUGGAAGCAGUGCCCUGCAGGUACCUAUAGUGACCAAAAGAACUUGGUGCGUGAGCAAGACUGCACAAAGUGUUCAGCUGGUCAAUACUGUGAAGGCACAAACCUGACCGAACCAACAGGCAACUGCAGUGCUGGCUACUAUUGUGUGUCGGGCGCAGCUUCACCAAACCCUUACAUGACAAACUUGACCCAGUGCCCAGCUCAUUUUGAACACAUCGCUAUUGGUGAUAUUUGUCCCCGUGGUCAUUUCUGUGAAGAAGGGAGUGCUAUGUUUGAAGGGUGUCCCGCUGGUACGUAUCAAGAUGAGGAAGGCCAAGCCAGUUGCAAGGAAUGUCCAGUUGGUUUCUACUGCUACGCCAACUCCACCACAUAUAUCGGCAAUGUCUGUCCAAAAGGUUACUACUGUCCUGCAGGGACACCCAGACCUCACCACCAACCCUGUGAACCAGGCACUUACAAUCCCAAAGUCCAAGGGAAUUCCUCUCUUGAUUGUCUGCCUUGCGAUGCGGGUUACUAUUGUGCUAAUUAUGGAAAUGAAAAACCCACCAACUCAUGCAGUGCUGGAUUUUAUUGUCCUGGUGGAAACAAAGAAUCUAAGCCAAACGCAACACGUUGUACACCCGGCCACUUCUGUCCUCAAGGCUCGCACAAUAUGACAACAUGCACAGCUGGCAGGUUCUGUAAUUUGUAUGAGCUUCAUGUCACAGCUGGCCCGUGCGACCCUGGCUAUUUCUGUCCACCAGGAUCUAGCAGCAGACGCCAAAUAGAAUGCAUAGAGGGACACUAUUGUCCAUUGGAAUCACCUGCACCACUGGCAUGUCAGCCAGGCUACUAUUUACCAGGCAAGAAACAUGAGAAUGUGUCAGAGUGUGUAGAAUGUAUUGCUGGUAUGUUCUGCAACACCAGUGGUCUGAACUAUCCUGAUGGUGAAUGUGACAAAGGCUACUACUGUCCACCAGGCCAGAGCGUUUCAAAACCAAAUUCAUAUCCUUGUCCUGUUGGACACUUUUGUGAGAAAAAAUCACCCCUUCCAGAACGUUGUCCAAAUGGCACAUAUCAAGAUAAUCAGUAUUCAUUUGAAUGCAAGGAAUGUCUAGCUGGGUACUACUGUGAUAACACUGCUGUGGCAAUAAGCGAUCUGACUGGAUAUGAAUGUCCCAUGGGGCAUUAUUGCCCCCCAGGGACCUCAUUUGCAACACAGUACAAGUGCCCGUCUGGAACAUGGAGCAACAAGACUCAGCUUGAGCGAGCUGAUCAGUGUACAGAAUGUCCUGCCAGGUAUUACUGCCAACAAGAAGGCCUACCAGAACCCGAAGCCUUGUGUUUCCCUGGGUACUAUUGCAAUGGUUCAGCCAAGGUUCCAAAUCCACCCUAUGCUAACUGCCCAAUUGGACAUUACUGUGUAGAGGGAAGCUACAUACCAGAACCUUGUCCACGAGGCUCUUUUGCAAACUCGGAGAGAAACAAGAAUGUUACAGAUUGCAAGCCUUGUAGUCCUGGAUAUUACUGUGAUCCAAAUGCUACUAUAGUCCAGGAAAGGCAGUGCGACGCUGGGUUUGUUUGUAUACUGGGUUCUACAACACCACGCCCAACAGAUGGCAUAGAAGGAAAAGCUUGUCCCAAAGGCCAUUUUUGUCCCACAGGAACAGUGAAGGAACAAGCAUGUCCCAGAGGAGAGUAUGGUCCAAGGGAGGGUCUGAGUGUCUGUGAGAAAUGUCCAGCUGGCUACACUUGUGCAAAUACUUCUAUAAUACAUCUGACUCCAUGUUCUCCUGGACACUAUUGUCCAGGUGGUGUGGCAAUACCCGAUGGUGAAGCAUGUCCUAGUGGAACGUAUCUCCCUUAUCAGUAUGGAAGGUUUUUAAAUGAGUGCCUCCCAUGCCCCCCUGGUAAGUACUGUGAACUUCGUGGGCAGGCUAAUGCAACUGGGCCUUGUAGUGCAGGAUUCCUAUGCAGAGGUGGAGCCAAAUUUCCUGCACCAAAUGACACGAGUGACACUUAUAAUGGGCUUUGUCCUCCUGGGUUCUACUGUGAAGAAGGAACAACAAAUGGCACAAUGUGCCCUGAAGGAACAUUGAGGCCAUACCCUGGAGCAAAAUCUCGCAACGACUGUCUACCAUGCACUGGAGGGAAGUACUGUUUCGAACCUGGGCUGCUUGUUGCAACCGAUCUCUGUAAAGCGGGUUACUACUGCCCAGCAGAAGAAGACAUUCGUUAUCCAGAUCCAAGUAACUUCCAGUGUCCAAUGGGCCAUUUCUGCCCAGAUGGUACGGCCAAUCCAUUCAGUUGUCGCCCAGGGACAUAUCAAAGUCGUGAGCAACAAGUGUCAUGUGAUGAUUGCCCUCAAGGUUAUUACUGUCUUGCAAACACCUCUGAUCCAUUGGCAUGUCCUCCCCAUCAUUACUGUCCUAAUGGGACACACACUCCAGUGGUCUGCCCUAAUGGAACUUUUACCUACACCAAUGAAACUGGACUGAGCAAUGUAGACCAGUGCAGACCGUGUAGUCCUGGUCAUUAUUGCCAACGUGGUGUGGUGGCUGAUAAUUGUUCUGCGGGAUAUUUGUGUUACACUGCAAGUCCCACACCAACCCCAGAUGGUUCUAAUGUGACCAUUGGUAGGGAAUGCCCGGUUGGCUAUUACUGUCCAGCUGGGACCUUAGAACCUUUGAAGUGUGAGGCUGGCCUGGUAAUUCCAUACACAAGGGCGAGAUCCAAGGUGGAGUGUCAAAUCUGCCCUGCUGGAAAGAUCUGCCUGCCUGGCAGUUCCAUACCUGAAGACUGUACGGUUGGACAUUACUGUCCCUUCAAUGACACAGUCAGACCUUGCCCAUUGCGAACUUACAACAACGUGUCUGGAGCAACAGAUAUAAGCUUUUGUGAACCUUGCCCUGCUGGAUACCAUUGUUGGUAUGAAGGCCUCGCUGACUAUACUACCUCUCCGUGUCCAGUUGGCCAAUACUGUUUAAAUGCCACAGACAAUCCAAUACCCUGUCCAAAUGGAACCUACCGAAAUGACACUGGAGCACGUAAUAUAUCUGAUUGCUACCUCUGUCCUGCUGGCAACUUCUGUCCCCUGUCAAACAGCAGUUUCUGGGGCUACGAGUGUCCAGAUGGAACAUUUUGCCCCCCUGGAAGAUCUGCACCCACAGUUUGCCUGCCAGGGUACUACUGCAGACAAACCAAAACUCAAAUGCCAUGCCCAGCUGGUUUUUACUGUCCAAAUGGUUCUUCUUCAUAUAUUCCUUGUCCUGAGGGGCACUACUGCGACCCAGCCGAUCGAUGUGACAGUGACGACACGAAUGCGGGUGCCUGCCAGCCAAAGAUAUGUCCACUAGGAUACAAACAGAAAGAUGGUGCUUCCAAAGAAAAUUUCAAUGAUACUUGUGAGAUCUGCAGUCCUGGUACAUUUGGCAAUCAUCCCAGCCGUUCUACCUGUGAGCCUUGCCGUGGUGGUGUUGUCUGUUUGGAAGGAGCAACUACAGAUGAUCCUGGUUUGAAUGGGACUGCACUGGGAGUUGAGAAUACCAAUUCAUUCCUGUGUCCUCAAGGAUACUACUCUCAAAGCGGUGAUCAUAGAUUAUAUCCAUGCCCCAAUGGAACCUACAAUGACCAGCUUGGUGCUUCACACAUUGGACAGUGCAAACCUUGCGCAGUUGAUCACUAUAAUCCAUAUGUUGCUCGGAAUUCCUGUUUGUCCUGUCGUCCUCUACAGUCCAAAGAAGGUAGUGACACGUGCACAUGCAGAGGGCAGAACCGCGUUUACAAGAUAUCAGACAAAACAUGUGAAUGUAGGCAGGGAUUUGAACAGAGUACAGACAAUGAUGAGGAUUGCAUUCAGAAAAUGUACCCGUUAUGUGGCGAUGGCACAUGGCGAAAUCAGAUGGGCGAAUGCUGGAAUCAGUCUAGAUGGGAGGACUACUGCAAUAACACGAAAUGUCCAUUGGGUGCCGUUGGAUUCCAAGGGGAACUGGGUCUCUGCAAGUGUAAAGUAACAGACAGAGAAGACAUAUGUGACAGGGAGUGCAGAUUGAACCAGAAGAAUCGUAUUCAAAUUGUUUGCCAAGACCCACCACAAAUAAGAAUCACCUAUCCCGAUAACAGAUCGCCUGUGGUGUUCAAUGUGUCAGAGUUGGAAAACGUGCCUAACUUCGCAGACACAUUUGAUUGCAUGGAUGGUGAAGUAUUCGCUGUCAGUUUUGUGGAACUGCAAGCUGGAAACAUACAAGGUGCAUAUGAUCCCGAUCCCGAGGGACUUACGGAAGUGAUAGCGGAAGAAGUAACACGAAGCUCAAGCAACUCCUCCUCCGCGUCAAAGAGAAGAAGACGAAGAGCUGUGACGAGUUUGACCUUCAGAGGUCUUUCAAAUCCCACCAUCUGUCUCACACAUGGCUCACACAUGAUCUGGCGUGUGUCCAACUCAGAUUACCCAAAGUACGAUAAAACUAACUUGUACAACACGAACCCGUCAUUUGAUGAUGGUCCCUUUAAAGCUUUGGAAGAAAAACAUGAACUCGAGUCCACCAGUUUCGAGUUGUUUGCGUACCGGUUUGACACUGAAGGUGUUUACGUGUUUACAUCCAGCGCUAAUCCAGAGAGUACUAUGCUUGUUCGAGUCAUGGCCAAAGGAGCCCAGUGCGCUGAAGAUGGCCCCUUCUUUGCCACAACACCACGAGUUGUGAUUCAGAAUGGCAUUGCCAUCUCUAGGGACAUAGUUAUCAUGCCUGACUGGGUUUUGAUUGGUGCCAUGUUGGGAAGCUUUGCUUUGUUGAUGGUCAUUCUUGUGAUUGGUCUGCUGAUCUUCCGUAAACACGGUUGGAGAAAAGUCACCUUCAAGUUCCCUCGCUAUCGUGUGCUGGCACAGAAUUACAACUUUGAUGACUAUUCGUCCAAAGGCUCCACUGUUCACCCUGUUAAGAAGUACCACAGGAAUCUUGAGGGGCUCAACCAGUACGCUCAAGAAGGAGCCUUACAAGAGCAGGGACCUGCAGUUGACGAGAAUGUGAAGGGAGAUGAAUACUGGGAUUAUGACCAACAGGUUGAUUUAGAAGGUUUUACAUCCGGGCGCUUGUACGGUAUUUUGGCAAAACAGUCCAGAGAGGUGACGGCAGCCAUAGCCAGACAAAAAGAUCAGGCUAAACAACUUUAUCAGAAGAUCAACCAACAGACGGAAUCUCUAAAAGGAUUGUGGAUCGCUAAAUUAAACCUGCGAGGUCGUGCUGCCAUGGCAACGCCGGAAGAUUUGAGAGCUUUUGAUGCCAAGAAAGCAGAGCUGGAAAGUGAACUUGAAAGAAGAAAGGAACUUGGAUUCAAUUUCCAGCAGAUCCUACAGCGCCAGAAAGCCAUCCUCGAAGAAGACGAAGAAGCGCGCGAAGCUCACUUGGUGGCGUUUGACGCUUCUUUACGAGAAGGAAUUCGUAUGCUGAAAGGUCACAGUGAGAAACAAGGCAAAGGUGACAUAGACGGAGACUUCAACGAACAGCUAGAACACAGGGUUGGAAGCCGCGUUGAUGCAAUCAUUCAGCGGUUAUCUGUAGAGAUCACCAGUGAAUGUCGACGACGAGGAGCCUGGGCACUACUGGGAGAGAAGACUGGGGCAAGGCUGUGCACGAUUGAAGGAGAGCUCCUGGGUCUAGAUUACUUGUUCAAUGGCGAUGGAAGCAUUCGAGCCACUGAUGUCAUAUCACAGGACCCGCACACGGGACUUCUCAUCCCGAACCCGGCAACAGCUAACAUGCUAUUGUCUGAUAAUGUCACUAAUGUUCCCGUCCCUCAAUACUUCUUUGUCCACCAGAACAACGGCCGGGUCAUGCCAAUAGAAGGGAAUGUCGCCUACGACCCGCUUGCAUCUCGUCUCACCAUUACCGCUGAUAGCACUAACGCUGACGCAGCUUCUGCAGCAGAAGCACUUAUCCCGUAUAUCCCGUACCCGAGCAAUCCCGAGACCGGGCUGCUUGUGAAAACAACUCUGACACCGGUGGAGAAGAGAGGUGAUAUGAGGCUCAAUGGCAGGAUGAUUUGCGGCAGAACGGGUCUGCCUGUGCCGAUUUUAGGAAUGACCAUUCACCCAGAGACAGGUAAUGCUUAUCCAAUCGGUGGCUGCCAUGACGACCCAGUGACAGGCCUUCCCGUUGCCAUAGAGAUCGGCUCGAUGAUGCUUGAUCCGAACACGGGUCGACCAGUGCCUAUUGUAGCAGUUACCAUUGACCCAAGGUCAGGUAAUGUCAUUCCUCUGGGUGGUACACCUGGGGAUUCCGACAGAGGGGACGAGGUUCCUGUGUUACUUGGAGACUCAUUCUCCGAGCCUCUGUCAAGCAGACCUCUCAAGGUUACUAGUGCCAGGCUGGUGGAUGAUGGUGAGAGAGAACUGGAACCAAUGGGUGGAGGCUACCAGUACGUCCUGGACGUUGGCGAGUUGUAUUACGAAUUCCGCGUUCUAGAGGCACUGCAGGUGCUUAAAGAAGCAGUCACAGGCCCUGAUGAUUUAGACGGCCGCCAUGAGCUGAGUAUGCUGGAGACUGCGCAGAAGGAUCUCCAGCGCGGACGCUCCAAGGUGAUGACGUAUUUAUUGAGAAGUGUUCAUGACAUCAUGCGCCGUGAGGAGCGUUGUUCUCUGUUGGCUGAGAGCGGAGGUAGCCCUGGAAUGUACGAAUUCUCAGCCACUGGUCAAUUACUGCCGAUAUUAGUAGGCACCACAAUGAGGGACCCAUCAGGAACAGACCUUGAGGUACCAAUCCUUGGCAUAGACAAAAACCACGAGAUCGACACAAUUAUUCCAUUGGGAGGUUCCUUAGAGGACCCUGGUGGGGAAGGAUUGGUGCCCAUUAUGAUCGGAGAGAAGGCCGUGGACCCGGUGACCAGCGUUCUGUCUACUAUCUGUGGCGUGAAGAUGAACCAAGAGUUUGGCGUGACAGAACCUGUCACGCUUUCCUCUAGCACUCAAAGAAAGCGCCGCCCGCCUCCUGGAUCGGUGGCCCUUCUAGAGGAAGAGCUCGCUGGAAGGCGCAGUUUCUGGCGUCGUCAGAGACACCGUGAAGAUGAGCUUACAGAAGUGGAGUCCAAACUCCACCGACAACUGAUGGAAGAUGAACACGUGACUGCCUAUCAUGUACAGGAACAACUAGAAAGCAUCCAGGAAGAAACUAUUUCAUUGGCUGAUGCUGCUCAUCGUGAAGUCCAACGACGAACCGAAGCGUCUGUGGACCAUGCGGCCGGACUGCCUCCAGAUGUAGUGGCUGUGCUUACAAUGUUUGAUGCUUUGGAGAGACAGAAGGAAGAAGCGCAUAAUUCAGCUCACAAACGCUUUGCGGACUCUAUCAAUCGCUUCUUUGAUAAACUGCAGACCGAAGAGACAAAGUAUAAUAACAGAAUGGACGAACUGCAGGGCGCGUUGAAUCCGGAAGCUGAAGCUGCCGUGACUGAUCGCUUCCAGCAAGCCAAGGCCAGGUUACGUGGCGAACUAGAAGAUCAGCUCCAGAGCCGCUCGGAACAGCUGGACGAGGAGCACUCAGGACUAGAAUACGUCAGGAACAAAGCUGAGAUUUCCGCUUUGGAGGCCAAGCUUGUUUUGACGGGAGGUGCUAUUGUUGCUGGUGAAUACGAAGUCGCCCUGCUCGGAAUUUACGGCGAUGAUCUUCCUUUACCAGAAGCUAAUCGGGAGCUAUUGCCUCUUCUUCAACGACUCAUACGACUUCUUGAGGAGGGCAUGCCCGUGUUGAUGAACUCCGCUGGGCAAGUUGUUGGGGGCGGUUAUUCUGUGCUCGGUGGUGGUGCUAAGAUUGACGUCAUCAGCUCAGGUGCUGGUGGUGAUAGAGUUACUAGUGUUGCUCCAGCCGGGUUGAUGAACCAAACUAGUGUCACUUCUGAACGAACUCAAAAAGCUGCCUCCGUUACGCUCGCACCAGGCCUACAACGCCAUACAAGCACUGUUUUCUCCGCGGCAGAAAUCCUCUCCAAAGUGGAAGUGGGGCAGAUGGGCCAGAAAUACAGUUCCGAAGCUGUUAACAUCGCUGAAAUUGCGGCAUCAGGUGGCCUGACAGAGGAAAAGAGACAAGAAAUUACAAAGAACUUGAUGGAAAAACACACUUUAGAAUGCGCGCAGUUGGAAAACGAACUCCGCUCGAAUGAGAUUAAAAUCAUCUCUGAGGUUAUUACUGCUUACGAAGAGAAGAAAGGCAAGGCGGUGGCUGAGUUGCAGGAAGAGCUAAGAGAAAGGCUACGACGAGCUGAAAGUGAAGAAGAGAAGGAAGCGCUGAUGCAGGAAUACUCUCAGAAAAUGGCCAAGGCCCAGGACGACAUUGAACAACAGAAACAGAGGAAGCUGCGAGACGUCAGAAAGCUUCUAAAGGAAGAGAGACUGAGACGCAAGAAAGAGCUCUUCAACCGCCACAAGGAAGAAGCUCGUAAUGCAGGAGUGAGUGAUGUGAUCGAUCUUGAUCUACCUGAUGACGAUGAAUUGGAAAGAGAUCUGAUUUUAUUGGCGCAACAACAAGAGAAACUGUUGGCGGAAUUGGCGCUGGCGUACGAAGAGGAGAGUGAACGGGAGAGAGAGGAAAUGGAGUCUGGAAGACGAGCGGCUUUUGAUCAGGAAAUGGAAGCUCGAGUCAAAGCCAUGAAUUUGUCAGUUGCACCGGAAGAGAUCGAGGACGCUUUCGAAGAAGUUCGAGAGCUUCACUCACGAGCCGCAUCAAGGAGAGUCAACAUGAAGGACAAAAUGAAAGAACGAAAGGAUCGCAAACGAUCCAGAAAAACCGAGGAAGAACUGAAAGAGGAGUUGAAGCACGUGACACCCGGGUCCCCUGAGGAGGCGGAGAUCCUGGAUGCCUUACAGAAACGUGAGAAUGCUGACGUGCUGAGGGAAGAAGGAGCUUUGAUUGCUGUGUUGGCUGAAGUGGAGGCUGAGCAGGAAGAAAAGAAACGAAAACAGGUUGUGCAAAAUCUGUUGAAGAAAACUGAGCUGACAGAAGAAGAACAGCAACAAUUGGUGGCCAAGUACAUGGAAGAAGCUGAAGAAAUGAAACAGAGACACAAUGACCUGCAGAGACACAGCAGAGCCGUGCUGGCCGCUAAACUGGCCGCCAGAAGACGACAGAAAGAAGAGAUGAACAAAGAGGCAGCUAUGAAGAAAGAACUCAAGGAAAUGAGCAAAAAACAGGCUGAAUUAUCUGGUGAUCAAGCCGCUGUGCAGGUACUAGAGGUAGCGGAGGCUCAGGUUGCAGGCGAAUUGAAUGAAGAACUUGAGAAGCUUGCCGAGAAACAGAUUGAAGAACAAGCUGCACUGGAGGUGAAGCAGGUUGAAGAGAUGAUUAACAUGGAGGAAGAACUACGAGCGGAACAACAGACUGCAGGGCAGCAAGUCGCAGAUCAGAUUGAAGAGCAGAAACAGAAGUUAAUCACAGCAAAGAAGGAGACAUUUGAGAAAGAAAUGGCGCGAACACGUAACGAUCUGUCACAAGAACAGGCUGACUUGUUAUUGGAACAACAUAAGCAGGAGCUGGAGAUUCUGUCGCGCAGUAUGGAUGUCGAGAAACAGAGGCAGUUAAACUCACUGAGUGACAAGAUUGCCGAGCGAAAGAAGCGCAAAGCUGCCGCGUUAGAACAGAGACACAAGGCUGAGAUGUCGAAGGAACUGAUGAAUCAGCAGAAUGAAAGACGGCAAGUCCAAGACGACAAGGUUCGUGAAGCGCAGAAAACGGCGCUUGUGGAUGCAGUACAGAAUCUGGACAGUGAACGAGCCGGGAACACGAUUUACCAGGUGCUACAACAGCGACACAUACAAGAGAGAGUUCAGCUUGAAGAGCAGGUUAACAGAGAGAUUGCCGCUGCCAAGGCCGAGGCGCGGGCUCAAAUGGCUGAAACGCGUCAAGCAGAGAGAGAGGAAUUGAUUGCCGAACAAGACAAGGAGCUCAUGGAGCUCAUUGCAAAAUCUAACUCUAUGAGCACAGCCGAGCUCUCGCAGAUGAAGGCAGAGUUGAAGCUGAAACAAAAGAAACAACUUGCGCAGUUUGACGCAGAAACACAAGAGAAAGUGGCCCAGGCUGAGCUGGACGCCCUGCCUUCUCUUGAGGUGAAACAUGCGCAUGCUCGAUUAGAACUGAGAGAAAGACAGCUUCAGGAGCUCGCGGGCACAAUGAAUGAACUGUCAACCGAAGAGGAGCUGAUCAAAAACUACACCGAGCAAGCUGAACGGGCCUCGCAGGCAGCCAAGGAAUAUCGCGAACAGACCAUGUUUGAAAUGGCGGAGAAAAUCAACAAGAUAAAAGAACAAAGGCAACAGCAGAGUGAAGAGCAGAAGAAAAAAAUGGACGAAGAAGUCAAGCGCCUUGAAGCCGAGCUGGAGAAGGAAAGAGAACGAGAAGAACUGCGUCUGGCUGAGCGGGAGGCCGAGCGAGCUGCAAAGAGAGCUAAGACGGCACAGGAAAGUGAGGCUGCUAAGCAGCUGGCCAUGGCUCAGAGAGGAAUGACUGAGGAGGAGAAAGAGAAACUGAUGAGAGAACACCAGGAAAACAUGGCCAAGUUUGAAGAAAACCUGCGAAAAGAGCAAGAAAGAACGAAGGCUGCGCUGCGUGAGAAACUCGAAGCCAGGCGAAAGAAGAAGAAAGAUGCGGAGAUGCAGAAGAUCAAGGCUGCUGCAAAGGUUGAAACAGAGGCUGCAGAACAGAAAGAAAGAGAAGAAAUGACCGCGUUACAGAGACAAGGAGCCGAGCGUCUGAAGGCCAGCACCCCUGCCACGCCCAUGGCACCCUCAGACACACGGCCGAGGACAACUGAAGACCUCACUGCCUCGGAAACCUUACUCACAUCAUCUGCUGACACCCAACCUGUAAUCACCGCUGGACUACCUGCGGGCGUUUCAGAGCAAGACUGGGUCUCGAUGCUGAUUGGCUCGCCACUAUUCGACAGCGUCAAUGAAAUAGAAAACAUGCUGAAAAAUAACAUCGGUGAGGGAGGGGUGGCCGGGGCUAAAGGAGGCCGUCCUUACAUCGACAUAAAGGACGCUCAGUGGCUGUGUCGGGGAGAUUUGGUUCCAGUGGAUAUCAACGAACUCAGUCCUCCCAACUUUGUUGUGUAUCGGUUUGGUGUGUUCAUCACACAGAUGCUUCACAAAGCUAUGGACACACCGGAAGUGACGUUACUACUGGCGUCCAACCUACCGCCAAACAACUACGAAAGAAACGCCUUCCGGAAUUCCUUCUUCUACGAGCAUGCGCGGCGAGUGUUGUUUGUGCGUCAGGAGCGAAUGGAAUCUGUUGGCGACUUUUUAGUGGUGAUCAUGCAUUGUCUUUCACAUAUCAAGAUUGAUGACCUUGUUGAUGACCAGAACCCACUCUUCCUCAGAGAAUUCUACAAGGCAUUCCGUGUUUGCUGUCAAGACUUGUUCUUCGCACGAUCUCGUAAUACACCAACCGCGCAACGGCUAGUGGGUAAUGUGUCUAGUGCCAGUCCCUUGGAAACCGCCUUCAAACCAACACGUUCUAUGACCGAGAGAGUGAAUGUAGUUGGGGAACUGGUGAACAUUAAGGUGUCAAGCCCAGUUGAUGCUGACUUCUCUGUGCAGGGAAUUACCGAGCGUUUGGCGCGUAAGAACGCAUUCCUCACCCGCGCCAAGCUGAAGGAGUACCUGUCAUCUGCGCAUGCGCCUUCUUCAAGAAAAGAAGAGUUCGCGAUGACGAGGCUGAAAGAGCUUAGAGGCGAGAAGACUGGAGACGAACAAAGGCCCAAGUCUCGAACUGCUGGAGUCAAAACAGGUUUGAAAUCUCCAAAGGAACUUCUUGAACGGCAAAUUAACGAUCUGGAGGGACGCGUUGACACACUCAACACAGAAAUAGCCCAGGUUAUGAAAACAGAAUCGGAAAUGAACGUCACUGUUGACCAAAUGGCACAGGAUAAAAACGUACCUGAAGACAGAGUGGAAGAAGUCAGACAAAAGCUAACAAACGCUGAACUACAGAAGGACAACCUGCUAAAGAAAGUGGACUACCUUGAAGAAGAAAUUAAAAAGAAAAGAAAGGAACUGAACGCCUUGGACAAUUAGAACGUGUAAUUUGUGAGUUAGUGGUAUAAUUUAAUUGCUGAUUAGGCUACUUAAUUAACAUAGUUUUUCAUCUUUCCCAUGGGGAAAAAAAAUGUAAAUAGUCAUUGAAACACGGAUAAAACCUAGUUAGCCCAGUGCAAGUGGUUUUUUUUUCAAAGUAGACGAUAUUUAUUUGAAAUGGGAAAUCGUUUAUAUUUAUAAGUGAGCUCUUCAUUGUAGAGUAAAUCGCUCGCUCAUUGAAGCAUUGUAACUGAUUUGUGACAAUCAGGAAAUCUCGCAAAAUAUGAUUCACUCCUUUCGUUGCAGAUAUCCAAUCGAUUUCAUAUCUUGUCGUAGUGUGCGAAUAAUUGCAGUAUUUUUGUACUACUUUUUUGUUAUUUAUUGUUCAUCAUAGACGAUUGUUCAUACUUUUAUUUUUAUAUGCUUGCCAUCUUUUGUAAUAAACUCGGUAUUUUGUAACAAUCCGA